Aquila chrysaetos chrysaetos is the source of this 5446-nucleotide messenger RNA. It is a transcript of the gene ACP6, whose product is annotated as acid phosphatase 6, lysophosphatidic. Gene Ontology annotation, molecular function: phosphatase activity. The coding region runs from base 14 to 1201 and encodes 395 amino acids. NCBI's taxonomy places the organism in Eukaryota, Metazoa, Chordata, Aves, Accipitriformes, Accipitridae. Gene Ontology annotation, biological process: dephosphorylation. The transcript has 10 exons. The record is from RefSeq and is a predicted model, not a curated record.
CGCCGCCGCCGCCAUGGGCUGGGGGACGCGCCUGGGCCUCCUGGGCGGCCUGGCCCUGUGGGCGCAGCGGCGGCGGGCAGCGGCGGCCGCCCCGGGGCGGCGGGACCUGGAGCUGAAGCUGGUGCAGGUGGUCUUCCGGCACGGGGCGCGCACCCCGCUGCGGCCCCUCCCGGGGGCGGCGCCGGUGGAAUGGCAUCCCACUCUUCUAGAUGUGCCUGCUCAGACUAAGUUUGAUUACAUGGUGACUGACCUAAAUGGAGGACCUCAGCCUCCCUCACCUUAUGAGGAGCAAUACAAAAAGACCGCAUUCAAGGGUGGUGCAAUUGCAGGACAGCUGACAACAGUAGGGAUGCAGCAGAUGUUUGCCCUGGGGCAAAGGCUGAGGAGAAGCUAUGUGGAAGAAGCCAACUUUCUCUCACCAACAUUUAAGCCUGCUGAGGUCUUCAUCCGUUCCACUAAUAUUUUCCGAAAUCUGGAGUCCACACGGUGCCUGCUAGCUGGGCUGUACCAACAACAGAAAGAAGGAUCUGUUGUCAUUGUCACUGAUGAAGCAAGCUCUGAAAUCCUCUACCCCAAUUACCACAACUGCCAGCGCCUGAAAUGCUUGAGCAGGCGUAAGUUGAAGAAUGCCUUGCAACAGCCAGGUAUCUCUGAUGACUUGAAAACAAUUAAGGAGAAGAUGGGUAUUGAUGGCGAUAAGUCUGUGGACUUUUUUCUCCUCCUUGAUAACAUUCUUGCUGAGCAGGUGCACAAUUUGCCAAGCUGCCCUGUGCUGAAGAACUUUCAGCAGACAGUUAAGCGUCGAUCUGUUGACUCGCUGCUUUUCCUUCUGGAAGAUGGUUCAAGAGAAGUUCUUCAGAUGAGUGUUGGUCUCCUUUUCUAUACCUUACAGAAGAACAUUACAGAAGCAGUAGAUCCCUCAUCUCCAGCUGAAAAGGCCAGAAAACUCAUUCUCUAUGCUUCUCAUGACGUUACCCUUAUUCCUGUCCUGGUGGCACUGGGCACCUUUGAUCACAAGUGGCCACCUUAUGCUGCAGAUGUGACCCUGGAACUGUAUGAGCACCAGCAGUCCAAAGAGUGGUUUGUUCGCAUGUCUUACCAUGGAGAGGGCUUCUGCAGUGCCCUCUGUGCCCCGCCCCAGCCUUACCGUUCCCCCUUGGUGCGGAAGUGGUUGGGCCAUCCAUUGGUCUCAUCCCACUGAGCGACUCCAUGGUAGUCGUGGCCCACAGUAUGAAGGAGGAGUUAUUUCUGACCUCAACUAGUGUAAAUAAUGAUUGCAGAAGAGGAUUGGUGGGGCAGUGGAAGAGUUUUAAGACUAAAGGACACAGGUAAGUGGGAAGUGCUGAACUGCAAACACAGCAUGGAAGAGCUGUGGCAUUUCUGAAAACAUGGAAUAAAAAUUUCCAGAAAUCAACAACUUCCCAAGGAACCAAUGCAUUUACAUGAAUAGGCUGGCUCUUCGCAAGAACUGGGAAAGACACAAAAUCCCAGGGGACAGUAAAAGAAACCCAAAAACUUUCUUACCCUGGGCUGUUAAUAUGAGAACUGCUGACAUGAGCAGCUAACAAGUUCAACCUCAAGUUCCCUCAAACUUGAGCUGGAGCUGCUAACCCAAAUUAGUCUGCCUCCCUUGCUAUUUUAGUCCAAUGUAGUCAACGCAGGUUGCUCAACUUAAGCCUAAAAGACUUUUUUUUUCUCCAUUUUGCAUUGCAAACCUAUCCUUGUAUAGUAUGUUUCAUUUAAGGCAAUGUUAGUAUAGUACAUAAUUGGCAGGAAAGAUGUCAACUUAAGUUUAGGGUUUUGUUUUCUCCUCAUGUAAAACAUCUUUUAAAGUUUCCAGUAUCCCAGACAAAACAGCAUCACUUUUCUUUCCUGCCUCAUGCUCUGACUCAAACAAAAUCAAUCGUAAGCUUAAAACCUGAGCAUGUAAUGAGUCAUGAAGACCUACAUCUCUCAGCACAAAAGGUUUGCUGGUUGAAAAUCAAAAGGGGAUCAAGAGGAUAGUGAGCUUGGUAUAUUUGUCAAUAAACCCAACAUCAUAAAGCUAGCAGUCUGCGUCUUUUUAAGGCCUGAAGAACACUCUGCUUAAGGUUAAAGCACGUUAUCAGGAAAGAGCAUGAUAAAGCUAGGUGUUACAUAUCUACCACAACAAACAGCAUUAACAGAAACGAUUGGAAACUACAUGGACUGGCUAAAAACUGAAAAAUCUUCCAAUUAGAGGUCACCUCGCCAGAAAGAUGACACAGCAGAUAUGCAAGACGACUUACCUUUUUUAGGUUACGAAUUACUACCAGUCGAUACAGUGAAGUGCGCUCUACUAAAUACAGGCCUAUAUCAAACAUGGAUCAUUUCUGCUCGAGAAGUAUCAAAAUAGAGAACAGGUUUCAGCCAACAGCCUGCCAAGGCUGCACGAGGAAAGCAUUCACCAUCAUGAGUGCAGAAGAGCACGACCAAUGAAACAUAGCCUUUUCUGCCACCAGAAUGAAAACCAGCACAGUUGAUGGUCAGCAUACCAAGCACCACAAAAUUAAGCUGUGUCUACCAUAUUUGUAAUAGCCCCAACACGGGCACAACAAAUGCUGUGUUCCAACAGUCUAGGAAGUGUGUUUAGGAUUCACACUUACCCUUACCCUCAGGAAGAGUCAGGCACCCGCAUCUACUCUAAGUCAGGAUACAUGUAUUGUACCAGAAGCAUCACCAGCAUUCAAAUCCCAACCAAGACUGAUGCAGAUUAGAUCUCCGCAUACUGGUCUGUCUUCUGAAAUGUUAUCCAUUAGAUACCACUAGGAAGGGUCAGGACUAAACUCAUAGGGCUGGCUUGUCAUGUUCUUUGGUAGAUUAGCUAGCCCAUGAUACAGGUACAAAGCUUGAGUUUAUUUGGACAGUGCUUAAAACUGCCAGUGUACUUCACAGAUGACCUGUUUGCAACAGUCUACUACUUUAAAACAAACAGAUUUCAAAUAUUUUAAACUUUUGAUUUAGCAGGCGCAUUACUUUGCGUUUCAGAAGUUCACCAUCUGCUGGGUUUACCUUUUAAGUCUCUCCGCACUCCGGCUGCGCAGCCAUCUGGGAUGAGAUAAUUUGAACAGCAGACUGUUUCCUCCCAUGUUACUAGAGAGGAAGAGCAGCCAAGCAUGUAUGAAUAAAGUCUAUUUCAUUCUUUCAAACAAAGGUGGAGGAGGAUGAUUUGAAGGUUUAAAAAAAAAAAAAAAAAAAAAGAGAGAGGGGGAGGGGAAGAAAACUAAAAAUGGCAACCCCACUUUCCAUCUUCAACUGCACCAUGACUACCAGAGCUGAGUCACAGUUACUAUUGAUUAUAAAUAAGCAGGAAAGAACAGAGCCUGACUUAGAGAUCCCAAGGUGAAUUUGCAAAGCUGGCAGCUAGAAAGCUUUUUCAUUUGCAAAGCAAAAAGGGGAGAAGUAGAAUCAGAGCAAAACAAAGAAGUUCAGUCUACAUCUAUUGAGUCAUUUCUCUGACCAGAGCCAGCCAAGGCAUUAGCAUCUCUUGUCCAUCAGCUGCUGCAAACCAGGCAACAUCACUGAGGUUAAGUGCACCUACGUGGACACAGGAGAAUCCACAUCUUCUGCAUUUUCUGUAGGAAAAAUCUUGUUAAGAUAUCAAAUACCAGCAUCUUCAGUUAGACAGACACAGAAGGAACUUUAAUUAUCCAGCAUCUUUAAAAUGUAUCCUUUCACUACCAAAUGGCUUUGAAACAGUGAAUCCCAUAUGCUAAUUUUUCUAGAAUAAGUUGAAGUCACCUGAAAUCUUUUACUAUUCAAAGUAAACUCAACAGGUAUAGGAGGCACUGAGAAAGAAUGUUAAAAAAAAAAAAAAGCACCAAACCCUCCAGGUUAUUUCUAUGUCAGUAAAGAAGUUUGCUUUGUUCAACAUGGUAAAAACAGUCAGGAGUCAUGGCAGAAGUGGCAACACUUAAAAAGGUUGCACUGUGACAAUUCUCAUGCAAGAUCCUCAAAAGGGAGCUCUGCAACCAUUUAAAGAAGAGGUAACUACGCUCUACAGAAAUAACACAUACUGUGUCAUUGUCAGCUCUUUCCAAAAUCUUGACAAGCCCGUGCUUCAGGCAUGCUGCUUGUCUUGUUAGAGGGAAGCACCACAACAUACAUCCUACACUUUGUCAAAAGAGUAAUUCUCACCCAAAAUCAUUGUAAAUUUGCAUGACAGCACAAAGGUGAAUUUGGAAGCAGGCAACAGAAGGCUCUGAGGCUUGCGUGCCUCCAACGGUGCAUGGCUUCACUCAUUUUGUAACACUAGCAAUGAAACUUCUUUGGUAAGCCAGCCACCGACAGCAAUUCUUCAUCCACCUGUUAAGGACCAGUUAACUCUGAAAAACUCUCACACACAAGCGUAUUAAAGAUACUCAUUCUCCACAUGAAGUUUCACACUAAUAGCCAGCCCUUUGAGGAAACUACUCAUUGAAAUAAUCUCAAGUAACAGUAAGUGGAAGGAAGAACACAGAUAACACACUCCAUAUACAGUGCUGGGGGACCAGAAAGCAGACAGCCACAGAGCCCACACCCUGCCCUACAGAUCCACAUCUGGUUCAUCCUGGUCUUCUCCAGGAGCGGGGCUCAACUCCUAAUCUGUGGUUCAGCAUCCAGUCUUUCACUCCUCAUAGACAAAACCAUAAAACCUUCUUGCUGAAAUUCUCUCAAAAGGCAAGUUUGAAAAGACAGGGGAUUAGGAAGCGAUCGAUGAAAACUACAGCAAAGCAACAAUUUACCCAGCAGGGUUGUCGUGAUAAAAAUCUGCUCACUGACAAUUUCUCUCUUACCUUUAUUUAAGUGCAUCUUUUCCCCACUAUCUCAGCCUCUGAGCGCUGGCAGUCAGAGACCCUACCCAAUCCAAAGCCCCCAGGGGGACACACAACCCCAGGGCCCCACAUAGCAUUGGACUCCGGCACUCAGCAGACAGACACCGCUGCUUAGGGAAAGCUUAAAACCACGUACCUUGUACUGGUGCAAUCACCAGGAAGACGUGGCAGAGACAAGUUUCAUCUAUUCCUUGACCCUCAACAAAUUGAGGAAGAAAGACUGUAACUAUCGUCCCUGGGGCAUUCUGAAAUAAGACCUCACUCCGAGGAAAAACAAGCUCAGUUCAGGAUUAAGCAAACAGAAGUGCCUUGCAAGAAGCAUGCAGCUGCCUAUAGACCAGACUUUUAGGAGCAGCCAAAGCUUACCCCCAUCUGGCCUCUAGGCUGGCUGUGAUCAUGUGGAAGAGCAAAAGUCAUCUGGCCAGCUGUCUGAUGUACAUAGAAACACAGGACUGGAUAAAGAAGACAGUUCUUUUUUGUAAGAAACAAUAUAUUUUAUUUUUCUGACACCACAGCCCUGGCGAGUGGUUUUGUACCAAAUUUAAUGGAGGUUACACAGAACGUUUUACGCUGGGGAGAAAAAAAAAAAACCCACAAAAAAAAAUCCUGGGUAA